Molecule: messenger RNA, 1899 nt
Organism: Symbiodinium sp. CCMP2592
Lineage: Eukaryota; Dinophyceae; Suessiales; Symbiodiniaceae
Source: the annotation of a GenBank genome assembly
AUGGCUGGUGCUAAGAAGGUCAGUGAGAAGAAUCUGUUGGACCGCAUCCGCGCCUUCCAGCGCAGCGACAAAGCCAACAAGAAAUGCGCUGAUUGCACGGAGGUCGGACCAACGUAUGUGUGUCUUUCCUUUGCGACUUUCGUGUGCACUACGUGCGGCGGACUUCACCGCGAGUUCAGCCACAAAGUGAAGGGCAUCUCCGUUUCCAAAUGGACCGUGGAAGAAGUGGAAGACAUCGAACGCGGUGGAAAUGCGAAAGACGCUGACAAGUUCCUGGCUAGCUGGGAUCCUCGUGACUUCCAAGAGCCGGAUAGCACCGAUCAAGCCAAGUGCCGGGACUUCAUCAAAAUGAAGUACAUAGAAAAGCGCUGGGUUGCUAGGAAUGGGGAUCGUCAUGAAAGAGAUCGCUUCGAGCAGCCUCGUGACCGCGACAGUGCAGGCGGCGACCGGAGCACCAGAGAAAGAGACGACGGCAGAGACAGACGUGCCGGCGACCACUCGGAUUCGCGAGGAGAUCGCCAGCAGGAGCGCCGAAGAUCUCAUGACGAUCCUCGAGACGCGGAUGACCAUCGAGAUCGGGGUCACAACGGUCACGGAGGCAGAGAUCGUGAUCGGGACUGGGAUCCCAGCAAGGAUCACGACAGGCACAGGAACAGGGACUUUGACCGUCCAGCUGAUGGCUACAGGGAUCGAGAUCGGGAUCGUGAUAGGGAUCGCGACCGAGAUCGCGACAGGGAUCGCGACAGGGAUCGCGACAGAGAUCGCGACAGAGACUGGGACAGGGAUCGCGACAGGGAUCGUGACAGGGAUUGGGAUAGGGAUCGCGACAGGGACCGUGACAGGGAUCGCGAAAGGGAUCGCGAAAGGGAUCGCGACAAGGAUCGCGAUAGAGAUCGGGAAAGGGACAACGAGAGGUACAGGGACAAGGAGGAGACUGGCCGAAGUCGUCGGGAUCCUGACUGGAACGACGAUGAGCGUUCGUCUCGGAGAGAUGGUGACAGACAUUCGGAUCGUUGGGACCGCUACGACCGAGAUGCCGACAGGCGGGAAGAUCGCCGAGAUCGGGAUCACAGGCGGUCAGACGACAGAGAUGUGAGAGAAGACGACCGCAGAGGAAGCCGCGAAAGAUUCGAAGAUGAUGAUGAUCGUCGGCAUAGUGCUGGACGGGACCCGGGACGGAACCAGAGGAGUGACAACGAUUUCUUUCCCGAUGGAGCGCAGGCGCCACAAGCCGCCCAGAGUGGGGCAGGAGAGCAAUCGAGCGCAGACUGGGGUGACUUCUCGAGCGCAGGAGCACAAGGCGGUGCGCCGACAAACCCUCCGGCUUCGGGCGGAUUGCUGGACCUGGACCUUGACUUCACCCAGGCUCCCCCCCCUGCUGCUGCUCAGCAGGCUCCUCAAGCUGCACCUGCGCCUGUUAGCCAAGCUCCGCAAGAAGUGCAGCCGGUGGCCACUACUGCUCGAUAUUCUGCGUUCGAUGAUCUUUGUGAUCCUCCGAGCUCAGCCGCUGUCCAGGGUGGCCAUCCCCCGGCGGUGCCUAUGCAGCCCAUGGCGAUGCAGAUGGGAGUGCAGCCCGGCGUCCCGGGACAAAUGUCGCAGAUGCCGCAGAUGCCGCAGAUGCCGAUGUUGACCCCGCAGCAGAUGCAGCAGAUGAGCCCGGAACAGCUCAUGCAGUGGCAAAUGACGAUGCAGAAUCAGAUGCAGAUGAUGAUGCAAAUCAUGCAGAGCAAGCAGGGCGGCAAUGUUGGUCAAAUGCCAAUGCCUGUGCCUGGCCAAGGUGCUGCCGCUCCAGCUGCGCAAUUCAAUGCUGCAGGUUGUGGAGGCGGUUGCAGCGCGGAUCCAGCAGCUCAGGCCAAUGCGGCUCCGGCUGAAUCUUCAAACCCCUUCGGCCUUUUCUGA